UAACUCUGUUAGGACGGUGAGCAGCGCGAUAGUUUGUUGUUUUAGCUUCGGCUACUACUACCACUUUCACUGUCGUUGCCGUUGGUUCGUCUGGUACCCAACCGAACAAGUGUUUUUUCGAGCUGCCGGCAAGUCACUGUGCUAGUGAAAAUUCGGAAAAGUGACAACAAUUUUUUUUCACUGGAUGGUAUUUCAGAUAAGGAUUUUUGGGGUCCAAAAUUGAAGGAAUUUACAUAAAAUGCCGAUGUCCAACAUCUAUGGCACGUCCACAGACGUGGAUAGCGACGAAUCUCUUCCACAUUUGGAUCCUUCCAGUUCGCAUUACGUGGACCCCUGGGACUUGGAAAAUUACGCUUAUUUAAAAGAACACUUGGAUUCUGACAUACCGUCAGACCCAACCAGUUUAGGAGAUUUCGUUGAGGCUCAAUCCUCUUUCGACUAUGUUCCAGUGUUAACUUCGAAAACAUACCCAGAUACUUUGACUACUAUGCGAUAUGAGACCAUGAUGGCAGAUCAAGGAACCUACGCCUGCAUCGAUGAGCUAAUUUAUGAUAGGACAAGACCACAGAGCGACGCUGUCUAUGAUGUAGCACCGAGGAGGAAUUUUCAUCAUGGAAGACAUUCAGAAAUAAGGGUUCCUGUCUACAACCAUACCAACUCGUCCAUCAGCCACCACAACAGGAACAAAAAUAAAAAGAACCCUCCGAUGACUCGAAGAUACAAUAACAGAGAUCGGAGUCUGAGUUUCGCUUAUGGCGAUGGGUAUGAUACCUAUGGUUAUCACAAACAAGGCAUUUAUAGUAAGGUCGAAGAGAAGUUACAGUCUGAAGAUAUAUAUUAUCCCAUUUAUGAUGAUCCAAAAAGUAUAAGGAAGCCUGAUAAUUUUGGUUUGAGUAAAUACGGUCACUUGAAAAUCGACUACUCCUAUAGCUGGAAUAACUUGAACAAAUAUAUUGUAGGUUGAACAAUAUGAACAUGUUCAAAGUAUCAUAUUAUCAAUGAUACAAGUGAAAAGCUUGUUUUGUGUAUUUCAGUGGUUUCUAACAUUAGUUAGUAGCUUUUUUGAAAAAGAAAUAUUUAUUUGCCUAACUUGAGUGAAAAAAUAUAUUUGGAAAUGAUUUCCUUAAAACUGAAGAUUCUAAAGUUCCAAAUUUUUUUGCAACUAAGAGGCUAUAUUUCUUGGUGAAUCAUUUCAUUCAAGUACUGACUACAUGUAGUUAAAUAAUUAAAUUAUUCACGUAGAUAUUAAGAACAUGAAAGGUACAAUUUGGAAUAAUGUGACUAUCAUUGUUAAAAGUAUCAUAAUUUGUAAAUAUAGCAAUGGAAACAACAUAUGAUUUUAUUUCAA
This is a messenger RNA of Harmonia axyridis, 1348 nucleotides long. RefSeq lists its product as uncharacterized. The record is from RefSeq and is a predicted model, not a curated record. The coding region runs from base 239 to 964 and encodes 241 amino acids. The transcript is spliced from 4 exons. Lineage: Eukaryota; Metazoa; Arthropoda; Insecta; Coleoptera; Coccinellidae.